Molecule: messenger RNA, 1902 nt
Organism: Scatophagus argus
Lineage: Eukaryota; Metazoa; Chordata; Actinopteri; Scatophagidae
Gene: mcrs1
Product: microspherule protein 1
Exons: 14
Coding region: 173-1573 (466 amino acids)
Biological process (GO): positive regulation of transcription by RNA polymerase II
Cellular component (GO): MLL1 complex; Ino80 complex; NSL complex
Molecular function (GO): protein binding; G-quadruplex RNA binding
Source: RefSeq, a predicted model, not a curated record
AAAGCUGUUUGACAACCGCGAUAGAACCCCGCAGGAAGAAAACAGAACAGCUAGUGCUAAGCCAGUUAGCAAUGUAGCAAGCGAACGAUGGGUCUUUAAAAUGCUUAAAUAGACCAUAAGACUCCAGUUGACUGAUAUCAGAUAUCACUGCGUAGGUAAAUAGCGAGGAAAGAUGCAAGCUGGUGACCCCGUGGUCAGUGCAGCGAUGGCAGUUGCUGGUGCUCAGAGUCGGUCAGAGGAUGAAGAGUCACUUGGAGUGAAAGACGUGAAAAGGACGGCAACACAAGCGUUUGGUAGUGCUGUUCCCAAGCGCAGAAGUUCGUCCAGGUCGAUAAAGAGGAAGAAGUUUGAUGAUGAGCUGGUGGAGAGCAGUCUUGUCAAGUCGUCCAGUAGAGUCAAAGGCCCUCCUGUCAUAGAGCCUGUUCGCUGUUCGGGGAGUGAACCUUCAUCUAAUGAGAAGAAGAAGGUGACAAAAUCAGGAACUGCUCUCACGCCACCUCUCACCAUGGUAGUGAACCAUGCACCCAUCACUAAGAGAGUAAAGAAAAGUAAGCAGCCUCUACAUAUUACUAAAGACUUGGGACGAUGGAAGCCCACUGAUGACCUGCUGCUUAUAAAUGCAGUGUUACAGACCACAGAUCUAACAUCUGUUCACCUGGGGGUCAAGUUCAGCUGUCGUUUCACAUUGCGGGAAAUUAAAGAGAGGUGGUACGCCCUUCUCUACGAUCCUGUCAUCUCAAAACUGGCAUGGCAGGCCAUGCGUCAACUUCACCCAGAAGCCAUUGCAGCAAUCCAAAGCAAAGCUCUCUUCAGUCAGGCUGAGGAAGCACUGCUGGCUAAGAUUGGUUCAACUAGUCAGCCCAAGCUGGAUGUGUUCCAGGAGCUUUUGAGUAAACACCCCAGUGUCUUUCAUCCAUCUCGCACGCCCAAGAGCCUGCUGGUACACUGGCAGCUGCUAAAGCAGUACUACCUGCUGGAUGACCAGAGUGUCCAGCCUCUCCCUAAAGGCGACCAGGUCCUCAACUUUUCUGAUGCUGAGCAGAUGGUUGAUGACGUUAAGUUAAAGGAGAGUAGAGAUGAGGUGUUGGAACACGAGCUGAUGAUUUCUGAUCGACACCAGAAAAGGGAGAUCAGACAGUUAGAGCAGGAGCUGCCUCGUUGGCAGGUCCUCGUGGACAAUAUCACAGGUAUGAGCAUGCCUGACUUUGACAACCAGACACUGGCAGCGUUACGAGGACGAAUGGUGCGCUACCUCAUGAGAUCACGAGAGAUUACUUUGGGUAGAGCGACCAAGGACAAACCCAUAGAUGUAGAUCUGUCACUAGAGGGACCAGCCUGGAAAAUAUCAAGAAAACAAGGGAUUAUUAAAUUGAAGAAUAAUGGUGAUUUCUUCAUCGCCAAUGAGGGCAGGCGACCCAUCUACAUAGAUGGAAGGCCAGUCCUGUCGGGCAACAAGUGGAAGCUCAACAACAACUCAGUGGUGGAGAUUGCAGGACUUCGCUUUGUGUUUCUAAUUAACCUGGAGCUCAUCUCACUAAUCAAAGCUGAAGCAGCCAAGAUGACGCAGCAGUGAAUGUCAGCCAACCAGCAGAAGAGUGAACAUACAGGACACACUGGAUCCAGCCUGUCUGUCUGUGCCUAACAGCAGUUAACAGUUCAUCCCACGAAGCGCAGUAGUGCCGCCACGAGUCCGACAGCCAUUUACCUUAACUGUGAAUUUUAAACAGACUACAGCUUAAUCCUGAAACAAGAUGGCUACUGGUUUUACUUGUGUGGAUUAUUUUCCAUUUUGUAAUGUAGACACUCUCAUGGUAGAGCUUUGUUUUUCCAAUUUUUUCACAAUAUUGUAUUUAAAUUCUGUAGGAAAGCUUUUUCAGUAAAGUAUUAAACUUGUAUACACAC